This is a messenger RNA of Brassica rapa (field mustard), 1682 nucleotides long. Its product is annotated as glutathione S-transferase U11. Gene Ontology annotation, molecular function: glutathione transferase activity. Gene Ontology annotation, cellular component: cytoplasm. The record is from RefSeq and is a predicted model, not a curated record. NCBI's taxonomy places the organism in Eukaryota, Viridiplantae, Streptophyta, Magnoliopsida, Brassicales, Brassicaceae. Gene Ontology annotation, biological process: glutathione metabolic process.
AUAUAUAGCUAGCACUUUGAAUUUCUAACUAAAAAUAAUGAUUUGUUUGUAAAACUACUUCUCAGCGUUCUAUAUUCGUCGCAUUUUUUUUCCAGAAAUUUAAUUUAGUUAAGUCAUUUUGUUAAUUCAGUUAUUUCACUGUUUUCUGUUAAUCUGAUAUAUCAGUCAAACCAAGAAUAAAGUCAAAACCUCAAACCUAAGGAUGAAACCAUAUUUUCCAAAAAUUGUUUGCUUUCUCAACGUCACAUUUCUUCCAACUAUGCAGACGACGAAAUAACACGCAUUUUCAAACUAAUUGGCAAGGAAAAAAGAGAGACAUGGAAUUGCAACUGCUGUAGGUCCUACUGUUUAGCAACGGUACAUAUCAGGCAACUAAAUCGGACUCAUCACACUUUCCUGGACUCUCUUGUCUCUUUGAAAUUUCCUACCGACCCAUUUUCUUUAUUUAAUUUAUAUGUAUUGUUUGUUUGUUUAUAAUAAGAAAUAUGAGGCACAUGCAUACCGAAGCUUUUUUUGACCGUCAUACGCGCCGGAAUCUAAGAAAAGAAAAUAAAAAUGAGCCCAUCCAUAUAUAUAGACGCCAAACGUAGAGAGGAAACCUCAUCAAACCAUAGCUUUUCAUUUCUACCCCCAAGAAAAGAGCAGCGAACUGAGUUUGAUCAAUCUCUGAUUUUCUGAAACAAAAAAGAAUAAUAAUAAUGGGUCUAUUGAGUGGUGUUAACAAUGAUGAGUACGUAAGGCUAUUAGGAGCAUGGCCUAGCCCUUUCGUGCUGAGGACUCGGAUCGCACUUAACCUAAAGCGUGUACCGUACGAGUAUCUCGAAGAAGAAGAUACUUUGAAUUCGGAGAGCGUGUUAAACUACAACCCCGUCCAUAAACAGAUCCCCAUCCUCAUCCAUGGAAACAAACCAAUCCGUGAAUCACUCAACAUCGUCAUGUACGUCGAUGAAACUUGGCUCUCCGGCCCUCCGAUACUUCCUUCUGAUCCCUUUGAUCGUGCCGUUGCUCGUUUUUGGGACGUCUACAUUGACGAACACUGUUUCACAUCAAUCAAUGGAGUGGCGGUAGCAAAGGACGAGGAGGAAAGAAAGAUGGCAAUAGCGAAGCUAGAGCAGUGUAUGGCUCUUUUGGAAGAAACGUUUCAAGAAUGCAGCAAAGGAAGAGGCUUCUUUGGUGGAGACAACAUAGGAUUCAUCGAUAUCGGUUUCGGGUCGAUGUUGGGUCCUCUUAAGGUUCUUGAGAAAUUUUCAGGCGUCAAGUUCAUACAUCCAGAGAACACGCCAGGUCUUUUCAAUUGGGCAGACAGAUUCUACGCCCAUGAAGCAGUCAAGCCUGUCAUGCCCGAUAUCGAAAAACUGGUCGAGUUCGCUAGGCUUAAGUUCAAUACUUCAAUCUUUAAAUAAAAACCAAAGGCUAUAAAAUUAAUUAUUUUGACGGACAUAUUAUCAUAUGCUUCGAAUAAUCUAAAUCGGGGAAUAAGAUGUAGACUCGGUUAAUUUAAAGGCAUAGUCAAAAUGUUCUUUUGUUUUUUUCUUUCUUCCUUUUUUUUGGUAAUUUUUUUCUUUAUUUUCUCUUAUAUAUGUAUGCAGAAAUAAUCGAUUGUGGCACGCAAGAAAGUGUAUGUUCUUGGAUUUCUUUAUGCUGUAAAUUAAUCAAUAAUCUAUAAAACUUUAUUUUCCCCU